AUGGCAAUGCUUUGUGCCUCAUCUUCUUUUACUAACUCGACUACUGCAACAAAACCCUCUUGUUCUUACUCAACAAGGAAUGGAACUAGUAUUAGUUCCACCCCUUUUGUUGUUGGAUUCUCAUUUUCACAAUCAAAAGUGAAACCAUUUGUAAGAACAUCUUCAUUUCAUUUGAGUAGUACCAGACGUAGUUUCGAGGUUCGGUGCGAGAAGAAAGAAAAGAGCGUCGUCACUCGCGUUCCUCUUGACCAACGCUGGUUGUUUGAAGAAUCUGAACUUAAUGGCCCUGAUAUUUGGAAUACGACAUGGUAUCCAAAAGCUGCAGAUCAUGUAAACACGGAGAAAACUUGGUAUGUUGUUGAUGCAACUGACAAGAUUCUUGGAAGAUUGGCAUCUACAAUUGCCAUUUACAUUCGUGGAAAGAAUUUGGCGACUUACACUCCUAGUGUGGACAUGGGGGCUUUUGUGAUUGUGGUAAAUGCUGAGAAAGUUGCUGUAUCUGGUAAGAAGAGGACCCAAAAGUUAUACAGGAGGCAUUCAGGAAGACCAGGUGGCAUGAAAGUGGAGACGUUUGAUCAGCUUCAACAGAGGAUUCCAGAAAGAAUUAUUGAACAUGCUGUCCGUGGUAUGCUUCCUAAAGGAAGGCAUGGUGAACUAGUUGAUGCUAAAAACAGUGGGGAUGGAGUCCUCAUGAAGCUAGGUUUGGCAAGCUGCAACACAUUGCCUUCUUGA
Molecule: messenger RNA, 732 nt
Organism: Dovyalis caffra
Lineage: Eukaryota; Viridiplantae; Streptophyta; Magnoliopsida; Malpighiales; Salicaceae
Source: the annotation of a GenBank genome assembly